AUGUGGGAAAAGAACAGAAGUCACUGCACGCUCCACUAGAAGUUCUGUAGGCGGCCGCUACCAUUUGCCACUCUCUGCUCUUCUUCACUCCCUUCCUCUUUAAAAAAAUCCAAAAAGGAAAAAGAAAAAAGAACACAUUUUGAUCGGCCAUUUUCAUGAUUCAGGUCUUUUUCAACAAAAAUUAGGGUUCUUUUCCCAUUUCAAGAAAAUUUUAGGGCUUCUUCCACCCUUUUUUUUUCCAUCAGAUUAAUUUUUGUAAAAGAAAAUGGAAAAGUUGAACAACAUUUUCAAGAAGAAGACUUCACCCAAAGAAGCAUUAAGGACCAGCAAAAGGGAAAUGGCUGUUGCUACCAGAGGCAUUGAGCGGGAGAUUUCAUCUUUACAGAUGGAGGAGAAAAAGUUAGUUGCAGAGAUCAAGAAAACAGCCAAAACAGGAAACGAGGCCGCCACUAAAAUUCUAGCUCGUCAACUUGUGCGACUGCGGCAACAAAUUGUAAAUUUGCAAGGUAGUCGUGCUCAGAUUAGGGGUGUAGCAACUCAUACACAGGCACUGUAUGCUAGCACCUCUAUGUCUACUGGAAUGAAAGGUGCAACUAAAGCGAUGACUGCCAUGAACAAGCAAAUGGCACCUGCGAAACAAGUUAAAGUGAUCAGAGAAUUCCAGAAGCAGUCAUCACAGUUGGACAUGACAAUUGAGAUGAUGUCAGAGUCCAUUGAUGAAACUUUGGAUAAAGAUGAAGCUGAAGAAGAAACUGAGGAGCUUACAAACCAGGUGCUGGAUGAGAUUGGUGUUGACAUUGCUUCGCAGCUAUCUUCAGCUCCAAAAGGUCGAAUUGCAUCGAAGAAAGUUGAAAAUGUUGCUCCCCCUAGUUCUGACUCUGCGGAUGUUGAGGAACUUGAGAAGAGGUUGGCCUCUCUUCGAAGAAUUUGAGGAAGAAGAACGUGCAUAUUCUAUAUUCACCUUUCUUUUUGUAUAAAUUCUCUUUAGCAUAAACGUAUAGUAUGUACUAAAUUGUAUUUCUGUGACUAUUGUUCUCUAGCACUAAACAUCAACAUUUAUGAAUUAAUAUCUAGAGGUAUAAAUGCUGUAAGAUUGACAAUGUGUUUUUGGUUUCAUAAUUGUGAAAUUAUUCCUCUGUUCCUGAA
Nicotiana attenuata is the source of this 1146-nucleotide messenger RNA. Its product is annotated as vacuolar protein sorting-associated protein 2 homolog 2-like. The transcript has 11 exons. Bases 266 to 931 code for a protein of 221 amino acids. The record is from RefSeq and is a predicted model, not a curated record. Gene Ontology annotation, cellular component: ESCRT III complex; multivesicular body. Gene Ontology annotation, biological process: protein transport; endosome transport via multivesicular body sorting pathway; late endosome to vacuole transport. NCBI's taxonomy places the organism in Eukaryota, Viridiplantae, Streptophyta, Magnoliopsida, Solanales, Solanaceae.